This is a messenger RNA of Agrilus planipennis (emerald ash borer), 1168 nucleotides long. RefSeq names its product protein rolling stone. The record is from RefSeq and is a predicted model, not a curated record. The transcript has 7 exons. Gene Ontology annotation, cellular component: membrane. Bases 156 to 1016 code for a protein of 286 amino acids. Lineage: Eukaryota; Metazoa; Arthropoda; Insecta; Coleoptera; Buprestidae.
CUUCGUAACGUGGUUGUGUGCGGUCUUCUUCAACAGACAGACGAAGCCGGCAGUGGCUGUCACACUUGCGUGGUGACUACCGCCAAACCACCCCUUUCGAAGCACCUCUGUCAUUUCUAGCCCCUAAUCGAGGUUUAUGUAAUGGAAAAGGAAGAAUGAUAGAAGUAUGGAGAAAGCAAUUUACAAAAGAAAAUUUCCUUCUAAGCCACCCCGAUCCUCAUGUGUUUUUUAAAUCACAAUGGCAACAGACCUACGGUCCCAGUAUUAUUUAUCUUGGUUUAAGAUGGACUAUUGCUCUGUUUUUUUUAAUAGUAUGGAUUUUGUCCAUUAUUUUCAGUCAAGGGAAAUGGACAAUAUACCUGACUGAUUGGGGUUUAACUGUAUGUACAUUUCAAGCACUAUUAUCGGCUAUGAUGGUAACAGUUUGGGUAAUCACCUACGCCAAUAAAGAUUUUAAUAUUGAACAGUACAAGAAGCCUCUUUAUUUGAUGCCAUACAAAAUUUAUUGGGCUGCAAACACUAUUGCUACUGACCUUGCCUUCCUGAUUUCUAUUGUCUAUUGGUCGCUGUUGUAUGACAGUAAUGAUUUGGAUACCAUGAACGUGAUGAUUCACGCAAUGAACUCCGUUCUUAUGUUACUGGAUCUGAUGGUGGUAGCGCAUCCAGUUCGUAUAGUUCAUUUUUACCUGCCAGUAUUCUUUGGCAUCGUUUACCUUGUAUUUAGCCUUAUAUAUUGGAGUGCAGGAGGAACUGAUAGAUAUGGUUGCAGUUAUAUUUACACAAUUUUAGAUUGGAAUAAACCAGGUCAAACGUCAGCUUUUUGUAUUGGAGUAUUAUUUUUUUAUUUAAUUCUCCAUUUGUUCAGUUUUGGCGUAUACAGUUUAAGAAUGUUCUUAUUCAAAAAAUUAAGAAAUGGAAAUAAAAGUCAUAACGAAAUGAUGCACUCUUCCUCUGGAAAUCAUCCGAUGCAAGAGGUUUACAUUAACCAAGGAAUGUCCAUUAAGGAAGUAGCUUAAUACUAUAUUUAUUAAUUAAUAUCUAAUGCAAUGUAGUGAGUUUUCGUACUAUCAGUGUGUUUUUUAUCUCUUUUUAAAUGUUCUAGCACGUACCUACUGUCUCUUUUUCAGUAUUGCCAUUUACAUUGUACCAAUACAAUUUUUAAAUCGUA